UUUCUCAACAGAAAAAGUAGAAACGAGAGGAAGAGAGAGAGAGAGAGCCUGGGAACAGAACAGUUCGAUAGAGAGAGAGAGUCGCCGUAAUUUUUCGAUACAUCUUCGGAAAUCUCUGUGAUCUCUGGUUGAAAGUGUGUGUUCGGUAGCCGGAUUCUGAUUUGAUAUUGAAAUCGAUUUUUUCUUUAUUCUUUUGGCGGUGAGCGGAGAUGGUGAAUUCAAUGGUGGAACGAGCCACGAGCGACAUGCUGAUCGGUCCAGAUUGGGCCAUGAACAUAGAGAUCUGCGAUACGCUUAAUCACGACCCUGGGCAAUCGAAGGAUGUUGUUAAAGGAAUAAAGAAACGUAUUGGCAGUAAGAAUUCAAAAGUUCAACUUCUUGCCUUAACACUACUGGAGACGGUCGUAAAGAAUUGUGGGGACAUUGUUCACAUGCAUGUAGCAGAGAAGGAUGUUCUUCAUGAGAUGGUGAAGAUAGUAAAAAAGAAGCCUGACUUUCAUGUCAAAGAGAAGAUAUUGAUCCUGAUAGAUACUUGGCAAGAAGCUUUUGGUGGACCGAGGGCAAGAUAUCCGCAGUAUUAUGCUGCAUACCAAGAAUUGUUGCGUGCUGGGGCAGUAUUCCCUCAGAGAUCUGAAAGGCCUGCACCUAUAUUCACACCUCCACAAACACAUCCUUUGACAUCAUAUCCUCAUAAUAUACGCAAUCUUGACAAUCAGCAAGAAACAGCUGAAUCAUCUGCAGAGUCUGAGUUUCCAACCUUGAGCCUGUCUGAAAUUCAGAAUGCACGCGGCAUCAUGGACGUCCUUGCCGAAAUGCUGAGCGCAAUAGAGCCUGGGAAUAAAGAGGGGCUUAGGCAGGAGGUUAUUAUUGACUUGGUCGAGCAGUGCCGUACAUACAAGCAGAGAGUGGUGCAUCUUGUUAACUUGACUUCGGAUGAAUCACUGCUGUGCCAAGGACUAGCACUUAAUGAUGACUUGCAGCGUGUACUGGCUAAGCAUGAAGCAAUUGCUUCAGGAACUUCUCUUCAAACAGAGAAACCAAAGCCUGAACCUGUUAGAGCACUUGUUGACGUUGGUGAUCCUCUAGUUGAUACUCAACCCGAUGGGAGAUCCACCUCGGGUACUAGUGCAGAGUUGCAGCCACUGAACCAGUUGUUGCUUCCAGCUCCUACUCCAACUAAUGCUUCAGCUUCUUCAGCAAGAGUUGAUCCCGAAAUAGACCUGCUCAGUGGUGAUGACUAUAGCUCACCCAAAGCAGAAACUUCAUUGGCUCUUGUUCCCGUGGGAGGACAACAGCCAGCCAGUCCUGUAUCUCAGCAGAACGCCCUUGUUCUCUUUGACAUGUUCUCAGAAACUAGCACUCCAAAUUCUGUCAAUACUCAAUCUGCCAAUCUUGCUGGACAAAUCAACCCGUCGGCUCCGCAAAUCGAACAGCAGCAGAGUUUUCAAUCCCCUCAAGGUGGAUUUUACUCGAAUGGAAGUGUCCCAAAUGCUGGAUCACCUCAGUAUGAGCAAUCAAUUUACAUGCAAGGUGCUGGUUCUGCCUGGAAUGGCCAGAUUACCCAGCAGCAGCAGCCACAUUCGCCUGCCUAUGGUGCUCAAAGCAGCGCAUCAUUACCACCUCCACCUUGGGAAGCUCAGCCUGUGGACAAUGGUAGUCCAGUAGCAGGUGCUCAAUACCCUCAACCAGCGCAAGUUACUCAAAUGGUGGUUGCGCAUGCACUGAGUGGUGCACAUUCUCCUCUGGGACCUCAACCAAUGGGGAAGGACCAGGUAGUAGGUAUGUAUAUCCAGCCAAUUACAAGCAGCCAUUUGUCGGCAAUCAAUAGCCAGGUUGGUCAGAGCCAGCAGUUGAGUUGGCACUCUCAGCCAAUCCAGGGAGGGCCGUCUAUGGGAAUGCUUCCACAGCCGAUGCAAACUGCCCAGAUGGCAUCAAUGUAUCCUCAACAAAUGUAUGGGAACCAAUUUGCAGGUUAUGGCUAUGGUCAGUCACAAGGGGUGCAAUACCUAGAGCAGCGAAUGUACGGAUUAUCUGUUAGUCAUGAUAACAAUGGCUUGAGAAACUCCUACCAGGUUUCUACUUCAUCUUAUGUCCCACCUAACAAGCCUUCUAAGCCAGAGGAUAAGCUCUUUGGGGAUCUUGUUGACAUGGCAAAAGUGAAAUCAACGAAACCCACGCCUGGUAGAGCUGGUGGCAUGUGAAGUCAUGGCUGGUUUUGGUGCUAGCUUGAUCUUAUUCUUCUGUUGCUUAUUUUUUUUUCUCCAUAAUUUUUUAGUGUCUAUAAUCUCCAACUAGCAAUGUUUUACACUUUGCAACCAAACUACCAAAAUUGACACAUUGCAUCCUCCAAUCAUCAGUUUUUUGUUAAAUAGUACUCUUCAUCCAAGUUUGACCGUUAAGAUUUUAUAGGGAGUGUAAUUUGACAGAGUCAAAAAUGGUUGAAGAAUGCAAUGUGACAGUUUAGUAGUUCAAGAUGUGAAAUGUAAAAUACUUGCUAGUUGGAGAGUGAAAAGUGUAUUUUCCCAAUAUAUAAAUAUAUAUAUAUAUAUAUAUAUAUAUAUAUAUUAUAAAUAUUUGUUUUUCGCCCGCAUUUGUGUUAGCAUUGGGGAUCUUGUACAUUCCUUGUAGAGACAGAAAAAGAGGACAAAAGAUGGAUACCUCCCAGUGGAUGAAGACGGCGUUGAUGACAUUUCAAUUUUUUUGUCCUCCAAUUAAUUGGAUGGUUUUUUUAUUUUUUUUUUUGAGUUGUGGCAAAUUGUAAUUAUUAGACUGUGAGUGAAAUUUGUCUGCAACUUUCAAGGCUAGGUUCUCUUCAAGAAUUUUCCACCGUCAUUGGGAUUAUAGGGUCCUCCCUAAC
This is a messenger RNA of Juglans regia (Persian walnut), 2857 nucleotides long. RefSeq names its product TOM1-like protein 9. Gene Ontology annotation, biological process: protein transport to vacuole involved in ubiquitin-dependent protein catabolic process via the multivesicular body sorting pathway. Bases 210 to 2201 code for a protein of 663 amino acids. Gene Ontology annotation, molecular function: phosphatidylinositol binding; ubiquitin binding. The transcript is spliced from 10 exons. The record is from RefSeq and is a predicted model, not a curated record. NCBI's taxonomy places the organism in Eukaryota, Viridiplantae, Streptophyta, Magnoliopsida, Fagales, Juglandaceae.